AAAGCCAGAAAGAAAGGGGGAGAAUUAUCAACAGUUUUCCGCCGGAAAGAAGCCGGCGGCGGCGAAGUGGGUCCUCUUCUUAUUUGUCCAAGUCCACUUGCCGUAACCAAAUUGAACACUUUGAGCGCUUGCUUACAUGAACAAUGUCGUCCAAAGUUUAAACCCUUAUUCGAUUCUUAUCUGAUUUUGCGUGAAUCAAAAAAGACCGGACCUUUCCCAAACUAUGUUGUUCCGACAAAUACCAUCACAAAAGCAGCUUACGUUAUUAUUCAUUUUGUUACCCUGUCUCUGUUUCCUGACCGAAUCCAAGUGUUCGAGAGGCUGCGACUUGGCUUUGGGUUCUUACCGCGCCCCAGCACAAUCGAACUUCACCUUCAUAUCAAGAAUCUUCAAUGAAACAAUUCCAAACAUUCUUAGCUACAACCCUGACGUAACCGAUCAGAAUUUUGUUAGUGCAGGCAGGAGAUACAACAUCCCCUUCUCAUGUGACUGUCUCAACAGCGAAUUCCUCGGCCACAUUUUCAACUACGCUGUCAUUUCCGGCGACACCUAUGACCGGAUUUCCACAGAGUACUACGCUCAUUUGACCACGCUGGAGCUUCUGCGACAAUUCAAUAAUUUUAGUGAUUUCAACAUACCUGAUAACGGUGUCAUACUUAACGUUGUAGUUCCUUGUUCAUGCGGCGACCGUUCGGUGUCUAAAGAUUAUGGGUUGUUCUUAACCUAUCCUCUAAUAACUGGGGAAACUUUGGAUUCAAUUGCAGCCACAGCUAAUUUGACUGUGAAUUUGCUUCAGGGUUACAACCCGGAUGCUAAUUUCACUUCUGGCACUGGUGUGGUUUACAUCCCGAGUAAAGAUAGAAAUGGAGUCUAUCCACCAUUGAGGAUCAACAAAGGGAUAUCAAGUGGAGUGAUCAUUGGGAUAGCUAUAGCUGGGGUAGCAGCAGUGUUUUUGUUGGCUAUCUUUAUUUACUUUGUCUUCUUUAGGAAGAAAAGAAUUGAGCAAGACAAGUUGUUGCUCCAAACAUCUCCUUAUGUAGAAAAGAUGAGCAACUCUGUUGGCAGUGGUGCUGCUUCAGUGGGACUUACAGGUAUAACUGUCGGUAAAUCUGUGGAAUUCACCUACGAAGAGCUUGCAGCAGCUACUAACGAUUUCAGUAUCGCAAAUAAGAUUGGUCAAGGUGGUUUUGGUGCGGUUUAUUAUGCUGAGCUGCGAGGCGAGAAAGCAGCCAUCAAGAAGAUGGAGAUGCAGGCUACGAAAGAGUUUUUAGCUGAACUUAAUGUUUUGACUCAUGUUCAUCACUCGAACCUGGUGCGGUUGAUUGGAUAUUGUGCUCAAGGCUCUUUAUUCUUGGUAUAUGAGUAUGUAGAGAAUGGUAAUUUAAGCCAGCAUUUGCGUAGGUUAGAUAGAGAGCCCCUUCCUUGGUCUACAAGGGUGCAAAUCGCCCUCGAUUCAGCCAGAGGUCUUGAGUAUAUUCAUGAGCAUACUGUUACUGUCUAUAUUCAUCGAGAUAUCAAGUCUGAAAAUAUCCUCGUAGAUAAAGAUUUUCGUGGGAAGGUUGCGGAUUUUGGCUUAGCUAAGCUGACUAAAGUUGAUAGCACAGGAACACCCACAAAUCUUGUGGGUACAUUUGGAUAUAUGUCACCCGAAUAUGCUCGAUAUGGCGAGGUUUCUCCUAAAGUUGACGUUUUUGCUUUUGGAGUGGUGCUUUUCGAGCUUAUUUCAGCAAAAGAGGCCAUUGUAAAGGCGACAAGUUCAUCUCAUGAAUCAAGAGGUCUUAUUGACUUGUUUGAUGAAGUUCUUAUCCAGCCCGAUCCAAAACACGAUCUUCGCAAACUGAUUGACGCUAGACUCGGCGAUGACUACCCGUUCGAUUCAGUUUGUAAGGUUGCUCAUCUAGCGAAAGCUUGCACGCAACAAGAUCCUCAACUAAGGCCGAGCAUGCGAUCCAUUGUGGUGGCGUUAAUGACCCUUUCGUCCUCUACGGAUGAUUGGGAUGUGGGUGCUUUAUUUGAAAACGAAGCCCUCGUUAACUUAAUGUCUGGACGAUAGAC
This is a messenger RNA of Impatiens glandulifera, 2055 nucleotides long. RefSeq names its product lysM domain receptor-like kinase 3. Gene Ontology annotation, biological process: protein phosphorylation; innate immune response. Gene Ontology annotation, molecular function: transmembrane receptor protein kinase activity; ATP binding. Lineage: Eukaryota; Viridiplantae; Streptophyta; Magnoliopsida; Ericales; Balsaminaceae. The transcript is spliced from 11 exons. The record is from RefSeq and is a predicted model, not a curated record. The coding region runs from base 224 to 2053 and encodes 609 amino acids.